Clupea harengus (Atlantic herring) is the source of this 1782-nucleotide messenger RNA. RefSeq names its product rapunzel 3 (gene rpz3). Lineage: Eukaryota; Metazoa; Chordata; Actinopteri; Clupeiformes; Clupeidae. The record is from RefSeq and is a predicted model, not a curated record.
CCGAAAAUCUUGCCCUCGAGGUUCUUUUGAAAUCAUGGAUAUCGUGAUAAUGUACCUUGGCGCCAUACUCUCCAACCCGGACAAUUACGCACGGUUACGCAUUGAGCCUUCUCUACAGCAAGUGGGAUGUCCCUAAACAGAUAAUUUGUAUCGUCAUUCCAGCCAGAAUCCGUGUUAAGCCCAAACACACUGUGGGAAAAUCUGUGAAACUUGGAGGAUCUAGCAGCUGUUCUCUCGUCCAGGCGUGAUAGUCUUGCUGUGCGAUAACACUGCAGGCAAUGCCAAGUCAGCUUGAGAAAGUGGUGGCCCAGAAAAAAGAGGCCAUCGAGGCAGUGAUGGAGGUGUUGGAGAAAGGGGCAGAGGUGCUAGCCAGCACGGUGGGAGAGCUCUUUCCUCUCUGUGAGGCUGCCGCCCCGGUCCUCCGCCUCGCCCUGGACAACGUGCAGAGCAAAGAGGUUUUUUAUGUGAAGGAGCAAUUCCUGGUAGUGCGAAACCGGCUUGAUGUCAUCUCCUCCCAGCUGGAGGACAUCGACUGUGAGAUUAAGAAGGGCCGUGUGGACACCCAGUACUUCUCCGUUGAGGAGAACCUACGCAACCAGUUCCGCAAAUAUGUUGAUAUUCUGGAGGCGAAACCCCAGUUCUGUGAGGUCAAGACAAGGUUAUUCUUGGAGCAUUUCACCAAAACAGGAGGAGAGAAGAACCUUUGUGUCCUCUACGAUGCACUGAUGGGCAACAACACAUUUGGUGAAUCCAUCCUGGAGGUUGUGGAGAGGUAUGAAGCUCGCAACAGGAGAGUCCUGGAGGACUUCUGUGUGCGGAUGAAGGAGCUCUUCUGCCUGGGACUGAUCGCGCUGCUGGGCCACUGUGCCCUGAGCCAAGGAGAGGAGGAAGAGCAGGAGAAAAUUCAGGAGUGGAGUGCCAAAAUCCAGGAGGUCGAGACCAAAAUGAAGCAGACCAUUGAGGCAUGUGUGAUGGCGUUCCCUGAGCAGGCAAACCUAGACGCCCAGAAGUUGAUCAAGGAAAAAGAGACCAAAAACCUUCAGGACGUAGCCGAGCAGCUGCGGGACUUCCUGGCACGGAAGUAUGACUGGGUCAGCUGGUCCGUCCGCGUGAUCAACCACUCCGGCAGCAGCUACCGCAACUGGAGGGCUGGGGAGAACUUCCAUCUUGUGAAUGGGAAGAACUGGUUUGAUGUCCCGCAGGUGAACGACACCAACCUGGUGGUGUCCUACAGCUGCUGUCCCCAGCCAGUUCCCACGGAGAGCAUACAGGAGCUACUGGCGGGUCCAGUGAAGAGAGGGGACGCCAAGGCUGUGGUGGAGGCUCUGGAGAAACAGCUGGCUGGGUUUGUGGUCCACGCUGUCAGUCGCCACAAGGAGAGCUGCGCCGCUUGGAACUUUCCGGAAGACUGCCAUUACUGGGAGAGGCACAAAAAUGUGUCUCUUUGUGUUCACUCAGAGUGAGGCAGAUUUUGACAGAACUCUGUCUCAACUUAUUGCCUUGUAGUCUAGUUGAGGGGUUUAAACGGCUGCACUUUAAGUAAUUUAUUCCUGACCCAUACUGUGAGUAAGACUUUAUUGCUCUGUAAAUGUAGUUACUAACAAUAACAAAGUGUUUAAUAUUGGCCUUUAUUUAUUAACAAUAACUAAAACGUAAUUUCAAUAAUAAGCAUUCGGUAUUCAUGUAUGCAUCCAAUAAAAUAUCACAUUAUUAUUGCCCAUGUCAACUAAUAUGAUAUUCUAAAAGUCUCAUCUAUUAAAACAUAUAUGGACUGUAAUAAUA